AUGGUAGUCGCAGCGGAACAGGGGAGGAGCAUGGUUGUUGAUGCUUAUCCUGUCAACUACUCACCCAACGAACGGCCAUCAAAGGGCGGGAUGCUACGUGCAUUCCUGUCCGCCUCGCUGAAGGAUUGCAAGGCUUUCUGCUCUGAGAUCCAGAGGUACUUGCAGAAGUCCUUCGACGGUGAGUUCUUGGCUUCUGGUGCCAGCAGAAGAGAUCUUUGGCGCGUGCUUCUGCCGCUGCCGGGCAUCUUUGCCUUUGUUGCAGACCGCGGUGACCACGAGCUCAUGAUCAUGAACGUGUGGAGCCUGGCAGUGCGGCAUGAUACCAUUUGCCGCCUGCUGAGCCUGUCUACUGAAGAGCGGGAACGAGCCUUGGCGAAGGUCUCCGGCUCCGGCAUCUUCGCCUGGUACCUUACCAACCGUCCAGGGUACCAUGGAGGCGGCUGGCCUUGCAUUCUGGAUGAAGAUAGGCAGGCGUCGACCCUGGAUGCUGCCAAAGUUGCAGCAGAUCUUGGGUUGCGCGUGCUCAUGCUGAAUUUCGCGCAUGGGUACAACUGUGGCGGAGGCUUCGAGCAUGCAGCGGGAAGCCAGGAAGAGGCGAUCUUCCGCUCGUCCUCGCUUUUUCUCAGCCUGUGGCCGCAUCGAAGAAAGGAUGAUGGUCCGGGGGUGCUGAAACGCGGCACCUGGAUCGGGGAUUUUGACCCGCUUCUCCCGCGGAAGGAGCCGUUCUACGAGCACACGGAGUGCGGUGGCAUCUACUCACCUCAUGUUCAGCUGCUGGGUACGGAUGCAGAGGUAGCUGUGGCCACUGUUGCAGCGCAGGAUGUGACCCGAAAUCCGCCCUUCAGGCCGGAGCUUCUGCGGGAGAAGAUCCGUACUGUGCUUUGGAUGGCAAGAGAGCAUGGCCACGAUGCCGUCAUCUUGGGCGCGUUCGGCUGCGGCUACUUCAGUAAUCCGACGGAAGCGGUGGCACAAAUCUUCCAGCAGGUCUUGGCAACCGAGUUCAGUGGAGUGUUCCGCCUGGUGGUGUUUGCCUUGCUUCGGGACAGGAACUUCCCAGUGUUCGCAAAGUGCUUCCCCCUCGUGGAUGUAAAGAGGCUGCCAGCUCUGCUGGAGAGCCAGACCCCGGCUCCAAAGCCAGAGUCGUGA
Symbiodinium pilosum is the source of this 1146-nucleotide messenger RNA. The record is from the annotation of a GenBank genome assembly. NCBI's taxonomy places the organism in Eukaryota, Dinophyceae, Suessiales, Symbiodiniaceae.